Aureobasidium namibiae CBS 147.97 is the source of this 2406-nucleotide messenger RNA. Its product is annotated as kinesin-like protein klpA. The coding region runs from base 1 to 2406 and encodes 801 amino acids. The record is from RefSeq and is a predicted model, not a curated record. The transcript is spliced from 7 exons. Gene Ontology annotation, biological process: microtubule-based movement. NCBI's taxonomy places the organism in Eukaryota, Fungi, Ascomycota, Dothideomycetes, Dothideales, Saccotheciaceae. Gene Ontology annotation, molecular function: ATP binding; microtubule motor activity; microtubule binding.
AUGGUCCCCAACACUGAAAAUGGCCCGGUUCGCGCAUCAGGGCUGCGGCCCCCAAGUCGCAUCCCGGCGACUGCGGGCCUGACUGACAUGUCGGCCUCUGACAACAAUGCGCGCGCAAUCCCGCCUCCGGCCAACCUGCUCAAGCACAAAGGCUCAGCCUUACCCGAGCCCGCCCCUAAGAGAAAGACUUUGGCCGAACGCGCUGGCGAACCUCCUGCUCGCAACACCAACAACACCUCCCGCGUUAUGAAACGCUCCAACACGACCAACAACCUAAACGCACGCAAGACCUCGGGAACCCACACGACCUCGUCCAUCCGUCCAGUAUCCGCCGCCGCUACCCAUCGAACCAAUUCCGCUCUUCCUCGAACUGGCUCCCGUAGCGCUCUAGCCGCUCGCCCUACAUCCGUCGUACACGACGACCAAGAUGACGAUGAAGAUCUAUCUUCGUCAAGCAUUCUUCCAAACAAGCGCAAGGCAUGGGAUACCAAAGGUCGCCUCGAAGACAUGGAGACCCUCUAUUCCCAACUCAAGUCACAACUCGAUUCCGCUGCCACAGAGAAGACUGGCAUGGAAGAGGGCAUAUCCCUAUACAAAACACGCUUAUCUGAACUGGAGCAGGCUCGCCUGCAACUAUCGACCGCCAACCAAACUCUGACCACCGAACUCACCGAGACCAAGGUAAAACUGUCUUCGGCAAAUUUGCAGCUCGACGACAUUCGACGAUCGCAUUCUUUUGAGAUUGACGAUCUGCGAAGGAAGAACCGCAACGAAAUCGAGGACAUCAAAGACGAUCAUCGCAAGGAGCUCGAACGGUUCCAGCGCGAAGCAAAGGACGAACUUGAUCGGGUCAGAAAGGAUGCCCAGGAAGAUGCCGACAGAGCAAACAAAACACGAAGGGAAGAGCUGGCUGAGAAAGAACGAGAACUCAGGGCGGAGCUUGACGAAGAGAGAAGCCGUAGAUUGCGCGAGGUGCAGGAGCUCACUACACAGUUCAGCAUGCAAAAGCUGACAGCAGACAACGAUGUCACGCAAAAAGAUCGAGAGCUGCAGAGCUUGCGCUCAGAGUUGAACGAAAUCAAGGCCAACCUGGAGUCAUCAAAUGCACUAAACACCAACUUGAAGGAAAAGUUGACCGAAGCCUCGACGAACACUCUCACCCUCGAAACCUCGAUGCGCGCUAUGAAGGCGAAGAUUGACUUCCUCGAAUCCGACAACCAAGCGCAGUCAAACGCCUUCCAGGACCUCAAUCAACAAAUGCUGGAUGCCCAGGCUGUGGCUAUUGAGGCGAAAGAGAAGCUGCGCCAGGAGGAAACCCUGAGAAGAAAACUACACAAUCAAGUUCAAGAGCUCAAGGGAAACAUUCGAGUUUUCUGUCGAGUACGACCAACACUGGGCGACGAGGAGACCAAAAAAGCAGAGCUCGCUUUCCCCGACGCCGAUACAGACAGCAAGGAGGUCGUUGUGCAGGGUCCGGAUCAAAAAAGUGCCAUGGGUACUGUGACCAAGGCCAACAACAACUUCUCUUUCGACAGAGUGUUUGGACCGUCUUCACAAAACAGCGAAAUCUUCGAUGAGAUUAGCCAGCUCGUCCAGAGCGCGCUCGACGGAUAUAACGUUUGCAUUUUCUGCUAUGGCCAAACCGGUUCAGGAAAGACAUACACCAUGUCUUCUGCUGAUGGCAUGAUUCCAAGCGCCGUGACCCAAAUUUACGAAACAGCCAAGAGCUUGGAGGAUAAGGGUUGGACAUACUCCAUGGAGGGAAGUUUCGUCGAGGUAUACAACGAGACUGUAAACGAUCUCCUCGGCAAGGCAGAGGAUUGGAACAACAAAAAGCAUGAGAUUCGUCAAGAUCCGGUCAAGCUGAAGACCACGAUUACGGAUGUGACGACAGUCGACCUAGACUCACCUUCACGCGUCAACGCUAUCUUGGACCAAGCCAACCGCAACAGACGGGUUGCCGCCACCCAGGCUAAUUCGCGCUCAUCACGAAGUCACUCGGUCUUUAUCCUCAGACUUAUCGGAGAGAACUCGACGACAGGAGAACGUUCUGAGGGUACACUUAACCUCGUCGAUCUGGCAGGUAGUGAACGUCUUGCCCACAGUCAAGUUUCAGGCGAUCGUCUGAAGGAGACACAGAACAUCAACAAGAGUUUGAGCUGUUUGGGAGAUGUUAUUGGUGCUCUAGGAUCAGGGAAGGAUGCGAAACACAUCCCGUAUCGUAACAGCAAAUUGACCUAUCUCUUGCAAUAUUCGCUGGGCGGAAACAGCAAGACAUUGAUGUUUGUUAUGGUCAGCCCUCUGCAGGCUCAUUUGUCUGAGACCUUGACCAGCUUGAAGUUUGCUACCAAGGUGCAUAACACUCACAUUGGAACCGCGAAGAGGCAAGCGAAGGUCAAGGAUUAG